UUCGUUCGUUCUUCAUUUCACCGUCCAGCAGCAGAGAAUGUGAAAGAAAGAAAGAAAGUGAAAACCUUCUUUAUUGGAAAACAUGAGUCAAGCGGUGUUUGGGAAAAUAGUCUUUUAAUCAUACUUAGCUUCUAAAAAGCUAUCUAAUGUGUGCAAUAAGUUACAUUACUCACAGUCAUUGAUUGUUAGAAUAGGUUUGAUGAAUACAUGACGUUUGAUGUAUGUUUCGAUUAAGCUUGCAUGAAUCAGUUGAAAAGCGAAAUUGCACUUUUCCAUGCCUCCUCUCAACGCUUAAUUGACUGAAAGCGAGUGAGAUUAAUUAAAAUUUUCUUUUCCUAUCGUGUACUUCAAUUCAUACAAACGGGAAAAUGAAACGUGACCCGGUAUCACUCUCCUUUGACCAGCAGAGCGCAAAUUAAUACGAAAGGAAGAGACUAAUUCAAGAUUAUUCGUAUAAAUAGAACAUCAGUAUUUUUGGAAUCGAUUUAUUGCCCAAUCACGUUCAACUUAAAAUGGCUUCAGGAAGACCCAUUAAAUGCGUUGUUGUUGGAGACGGAACGGUGGGAAAGACAUGUAUGCUCAUUUCAUAUACAACCGACAGUUUUCCCGGCGAAUACGUUCCCACGGUCUUUGACAACUAUUCUGCCCCGAUGGUAGUGGAUGGAGUUCAAGUUUCGCUUGGAUUGUGGGAUACAGCUGGACAGGAGGAUUACGACCGAUUACGACCACUAUCGUAUCCACAAACGGACGUGUUUCUUAUAUGUUUCAGCGUUGCUAGUCCAUCGUCAUUCGAAAAUGUUACUUCCAAGUGGUAUCCAGAAAUCAAACAUCACUGCCCCGAUGCGCCAAUUAUCCUUGUUGGUACUAAAAUUGAUUUGCGUGAGGACCGAGAAACGUUGAGUGCCCUUGCUGAGCAGGGACUAUCGGCACUUAAACGCGAACAGGGUCAAAAGCUAUCCAACAAGGUUCGUGCCGUAAAGUAUAUGGAAUGCUCGGCACUGACCCAGCGUGGUCUGAAACAGGUUUUUGACGAAGCAGUCAGAGCUGUCCUUCGACCGGAACCGCUCAAACGACGUCAACGAAAAUGUGUUGUGAUGUAAGAAGAAGUCUUCUGAUGAGAUUCGCAGUCUACCGAAGUCUCUUGUAUAUAGGAUUAAGUAGUGAGAAAGGAAACAAA
This is a messenger RNA of Ochlerotatus camptorhynchus, 1177 nucleotides long. It is a transcript of the gene Mtl, whose product is annotated as Rac family small GTPase Mtl. Gene Ontology annotation, biological process: small GTPase-mediated signal transduction. Gene Ontology annotation, molecular function: GTP binding; GTPase activity. The transcript has 4 exons. NCBI's taxonomy places the organism in Eukaryota, Metazoa, Arthropoda, Insecta, Diptera, Culicidae. The record is from RefSeq and is a predicted model, not a curated record. The coding region runs from base 513 to 1100 and encodes 195 amino acids.